UGGUGAAGUUCUUGAGAAGUUAAGUGAAGAGUCUCUUUAGAGGCUUCUUUUCCCGCCAAGUGAGAGUGAUUGAAAAUUAUUGUAGGUGAAUGUGAUGCUUCAGUGAUGAUUAGUGACAAAGUGAACAAUUGCCCUCGGUGCCGUUAAUUGAUUAUUUUCUACCACAUAUAUUUCACUUCCUGCCCAAAAGUGUUAAGCAACGUUUAUCAAAAAUGAAAGUGUUCCUCAUACUGACAACUCUUGCCCUCGUACAAUGCAGUCCCACCUCUAGCCUCCUUGAAGGCAUCCUGGCACUAAAUUACACGGAAAAUGUGUCCGAAUGGUGUGCAGGUGAUCUCCAGAUUGUGGAAGAUGCCAUCAGGCUACAGGAUGUUUGGGCCAUGAAAUUGUUGGAUUCAUCGGGGCGUAUUGAAUCGGGAUUUGUAUGGGGCAACAACUUCUGGCUCGGCUCGAAGUCCUCAUGUGCUCGCCUGGCCAUCCCCUAUCCCGUUGGUCUGUCUGACAGAGUUCCGCGCAACAACGUGCCCCACUUGACAGACAUUGCGGCACCAAUUCCUGUGAUAUAUCGCGUCAUUUACGUACGACACUCUUCCCGCCUUCAGCUGGACAUGCAAAUACUGGAUCUGUCUGUCCUGCACAUUGGUCUCUGUUUGCCGACAAAUUGCAGCAAUAAUGACACGGAAAUUUUAGUGAGUCAAUUGCUGGCACAUGCAAAUUUCCCGGCUCGCGAAAUCCUUGGCAAAAACACAACCAUGCUGCAUAGCAAAAGUCUCCAGCUGCGGGACACCUUUUACCAAAGUCCCCUGGUGGUUUCAGCAAUAGUCCUCCUGGCAAUUAUGGUGAGCCUGAGUAUCGCCUGUUCAACGUACAACCUGUUGAUGGGCAGCAGAGCAACGCAAGAUGAUUGCCAAAUUAACAAGGAUGACUCAAGAAAUCUCAAUAUCUUUGAGAAAUUCAUCAAGUGCUUCUCCAUUUAUCACAAUGUCGCCAUCAUUUUCAACCAAGAUCUCGGAAAAUCCUCAAUUCCGGUGAUUCAUGGGCUCAGGGCUCUAACUAUGUUCUGGAUCAUCACUGGGCACAUUUUCUUCUAUGCCCUGGCCAGCACCAAGAACUUCCAGCGUGUCCUCACGUACACAAAGGAAUGGUUUAUGCAACCAUUCAAUGCAGCAGCCACAGGAGUAGACACUUUCCUUGUCAUCAGUGGUUUUCUGCUGUCCUACCUCUAUUUUGAGUCCUACAUGAAGAAGCCAAAGAAGGAUGGUGUGAUAGCUUUUCUGAAGAGUGUCUGCAAUCGUAUUCUGAGAAUAGCACCAUCUUACUACACAAUCAUCCUAUUUUCCAUGAUAAUUGGAAUUUAUCUGAAGGAUAAAUCACAAUUCAACAUGCUGGAAAACAUUGAGGAAAACUGCAUAAAAUAUUGGUGGCGCAAUGUGCUCUUCAUUAACAACUUCUUCCCAUUCUCUGAGAUCUGUCUCACGUGGAGUUGGUAUCUUAGUGUAGAUCUUCAGUGUUUUGCAAUUACGACACUCUGCCUCGUCAUCUGGAGCCGCAGCCAGAGAUUAGCCACUGCCAUAUUCAUUGUCAUCUUCCUGACGGCCACAUUCUUCAACUCAUAUCUCGGUUAUGUCCUCAACUUUGACUUCAUGUACGAUGUUGAAUUCAACAGCAUCGAUUUCCUGUACACACCAGUAUGGUCGAGGAUUCCUGUUUACUUCUGUGGUGUCCUCGCCGGAUGGUUUUUGAGCACGUUCAACCGAAAGCUCUACCUCAAAAGGUCCAUCAUUCGGGGUUUUUGGCUCCUGACGACCUGCACACUAUUCUUCCUUGUUUUCGGUCGGAUGGUGAACCACCUGCCAGCUGUCGCAUCAAUGUGGUACUGUGGCUUUGGGAAAACCGCCUGGGCCAUGGGGGUUUCGUGGAUUAUCGUCGCCUGUGCCACAGGACACGGUGGUAUCGUUACGAGGAUCCUCAGUGCAAAGUGUCUGCUCAAAUUCAGUCGCAUGUCCUACUCAGCAUACCUGCUGAAUCCCAUCUUCAUCCUCUUCACCAUGCUGUCCACAGAGACAGCUCUGCUGCUGGAUUUCGCCCAAUUGCCCAUCAUCGUUACAGGGAUUGUUGUUGCAGUCUUCAUUGCAGCUUUGGUGUUUAUGCUGCUCUUUGAGAAUCCCUACACAAUGCUAAUUCGAACGUUUGUCGAAAGGAAAUGAGCACAAGAAGGUGACUAGAAGCAAAAAAAGAACUUUUGUAUACUAAGGAGGUAUUAAAUGACCACGAGAUUUUUUUACACUA
This is a messenger RNA of Phlebotomus papatasi, 2289 nucleotides long. Its product is annotated as nose resistant to fluoxetine protein 6-like. NCBI's taxonomy places the organism in Eukaryota, Metazoa, Arthropoda, Insecta, Diptera, Psychodidae. The coding region runs from base 213 to 2207 and encodes 664 amino acids. The transcript has 11 exons. The record is from RefSeq and is a predicted model, not a curated record. Gene Ontology annotation, molecular function: acyltransferase activity, transferring groups other than amino-acyl groups.